Molecule: messenger RNA, 5514 nt
Organism: Chilo suppressalis (striped riceborer)
Lineage: Eukaryota; Metazoa; Arthropoda; Insecta; Lepidoptera; Crambidae
Source: the annotation of a GenBank genome assembly
CCACCUUUCGACUCGCGCGCAACCUCUUCAAUACUAUUGUUGGCGCGCAUUUCUCUCGCGUGGGAACUGUUGACUUUUUCGUGCUUUACCCAUAGUCUUCAUUCACCCACGAUUACCGCCGGUGGCGCACGCUGCGAUGACUUUGUGAACUCCAGUGGAUCGUGAUAACAGUCGCGUGUGAUAUGAGAGGAUUAAUGCAUGCGAGGUGAUGAACCCGGUGAAAGUUGAGUGAUGAUCGAGUAGAUUCGGAAACGAUUAGAUUGGAGACCAUGGCCCCCGAGCCGAUACUGCUAGUGCUGCUAUUCCUUGCAGUCACAAGAUGCAGAGGUGAUGCAAACAAUGGAUAUCGUAAUGGAAACGCUGCAUCACAAUUCGGAGAACUUUUAAAACCACCACCACCGCCACCUUUGUCUUCAUUAUUACCAGUGCCAUUUCAUGGAGGGGCAGGAAGAUCGCAGAGACAGAAUGUCGAUAUCGGAUAUCAAUAUCAGCCUCCUCCACCACCGCCGCCAACCCCCGUUCCAACUUCUUCAAAUUUCAAAUUUCCUGCACCUUUUUACAAGCAAUACAACUUUAAUUUCGUACCACCUCCUCAACCAUUUACUACUACGCCGUCUCCUUCGAUGUUUCAAAAGGUGUCUGGAUGGUUGUUUUCAUCCCAGCAGUCCCAGCAAACUGGUUAUGACACAGAGUUAAGUAAACCAGAUCCAAUAAAAAAAGACUGUAACCCCUGUAAUUUAGUGCCAUGGAUACCAGUUAUUAGAUAUGAUUUAGGGGCUACAAAUGCAUUUCGUAGUCCAAAUCCAACACACAUUCAAUCUAAUCCCACGUACGGGCCACCAAGUCCGACGGCUCAUCUAGAUGUACAAAAUAUUGCUGCAUUCAAACCUAAUGCUUAUCGGCAACAACAAAGUUUGCCACAGAUCUCGACUGGUGUGCCGCAUGCAGUAUAUGGACCACCAUUCCAAUCCCCAAGUAUUAGCGUACAAAGUUCAACUUACGGCCCGCCGAUAUCAACAUAUGGACCCCCGAGUCCUACACAUACCAUCUUACUUCCUUCUCAAAGUCCACUUGCUUCCACCUUUUCAGCCCCCAGUGUACCGUAUUCUCAACCCAGUUUAUCAUACGGAAAUCCCACAGCAUCUUUGGGAUAUUCUAGUUCAUCUUACAGUAUUUCAAGUUCUUCAUCCGCUACAACAUCGCCUACUCCCCCACCGAUUACUCCUGGUCCUUUUUCUUCAACGUUUUCAAUAGAUACACCUUCUUAUGAACCUGAUCUGUCGAAAUUUCAACAUAAACAUCAAAAUGACGUUGAAAUAUUAAAAAGUCCAGAUCUCGAAUUACAAUUACCUAAAGUCACACCUCCUACAACAUUCAAAAAUUCAUACGGAGAAACAAUCUCUAAUAGUUAUAUUUCAGAUAUACCUUAUUCUGUAUCAGCCACAGCAGCCGAAACUACAAAAAUUAACACUGAGGUUUUACCAAAUAGUUCAAAUCCAGUAGUUCCAAAUGUAUCUCUUGCAUUGGCAAAUCCAGCACCAUUCACUCUGAAUAGGGGUAGAAAUAUACAUACAUUACAACCUGUAGCGUUACCUAAUCUAAGUGUAUCGCCGUUGCCACCUAUAUUUAAUGCUCGGCCGUUUAGGCCUACUCCUUUACAAUAUUCAAAAAAUCUGAUCAAUGGAAUAAAUUCCAUGCAACAGUUAUCUAACGUUAAGAUUGAGCACAGCAUUCCUGUAGCAGAAUUCACACAAUCUAUAGACUAUCCAACUACAGUAGUACAAUCACCUAUAAUAGAUAUAAAUCCUCCUCAACAAAUAAACCAAACUAAAGCUUAUAGGAAUAUACCAAACGCAUAUGUGGUAAAUGAUAUACGAGAUAUAUCUUCUCAGGCCUCAGAAGACCAAAUCGCAGCCACCAAAGACCUACAAGAUGCUAGUUUUGAAAGCACAGGUUUGGAUCUUGGGAAUGAAUUAUAUGAUUCGGGCAUACCAAUGAAUUUCAAAAACACUCAAUUGCCAUCUAAUCACAAGACUGACUUCGCUGAUUUGCGAGGUAUAAAAGAUGAAGACGUCGAUAAAUAUAGAACUGAAAGUAACUUACAGAAUAUAGAUUCACCGUUACUUUAUUUAAAACCGAGCGCGCCACAUAAAGCAUAUGGUGAUUUUGUUUUGACAAUUUCUACGCCAUCAAAUGAAAAAGAAUAUGAAAUAUAUGAUGACAUCCCAACAACAGAAGCAACUCGAACGACUGCUCUUCCAAGUGAUUGGGAUGAAGGAAAUUUUAAUGAGGGAUUAUCGCCUCCAACAGCAGCACAAGAGAGUGUAGAAAAACCAAAAAUAGUUCAGAUAAUAGUUCCUUACACGAUUAACAAUGAAAAUAAUUACAAUAAAUUCAAUUUCGAUGAUUGGGCAUAUACGCAAGAAGAGGAAUUUCAAGCUCGAAAGAUACCGUCUAUUACUGAAGUUCCCAACAUAAAUAUGGAAAAUUACAACAACCCCAGUACAACCACAGAAGAUACCACUCAGACUGAAAGUGAAAGCUACGAUUCAGAAAACUUAAGCACUAGUGCAAUUUUAAAUGACUUAUAUGAUGUUAAAGAGCCGCCAUUCGAUAUUAUAAAACUUCAACACACUAUUGAUGACUGGACUGAACAAGAAUAUUCUGAACAGCACAAAACACCUCAAAAAAAUCGCAGCUUAGAAAAAUUUGCCAAGCAGAUUCCCGAUGACUAUUUUACUACAACUAUUCCGAGUAUUCCGUAUGUGUCACCCACAAAGAACUAUGAAUACGAUUAUGAUCAUGAGGGUUCGAGUAGUAUUCAACAUACUGUUAUGGAGAAACAAAAUAAUAGCUUUCACAAAGCAUAUAAAGAAUAUAAUGCCAUACAACGACAGAAGUCGAAACCGCACAAGGACAAAGACAGUGAAACAAGAGAAAAGCAAAGGUUACAUAUUUAUACUGCUGCGUCAUCAUUUAGGGUAACAACUACAACCCCCGCUCCAUGGGGUAAAAUAUUUACGUCCAUUUCUCCAUUAACAAAAGAAAAAGUUUAUGUAGUUACAUCGAAACCUUGGCGAGAAGGUCGUAAUAUCAGCGACGAAUGGAACGAAGGGCAGGAUUUUGAAUCUAAAAAAACAAAUAAUAAUGAUGGCGUUUCAUCUUCAGACAGAUUACCAUUCAAAUCUCCAAGAUUUGCUAAUAGACCAUCACUUGGUUUUAUUUCAUCCGAUAAUAAUGACUCUAUGAAUUCAGAAUCUACCUAUGAAUUUUCAAAAAGCUGGUAUCAAAGUAUAAACGAUUUGGAGAACCGUGCCGUUGGAAAUUACACGACGUGGCCUGAAGGUCCAACACAGAAGCGUACUACUAAUACGGAUAAGGAUUCUGCCGAUACCACGACUGCAGAUCUUCAAAGCGAUGAGGAUGCGAGCUAAAUUGGCAGAAGACAAGUUAGUUGAAGUGUCUUAUAAUAUUGAAAACAAUACAGUUUUGUUGAGGUGGUGUAGUGUAUGAUAAGUGUUCACAGUGAAUAUAUAUUAAAACUUGUUUAACUAUUCGAAUUAACUAUAGUGUGAAAGAAGGGCAGUCAUUUUGGCUGAAGCUUUUCUCCCAGAAAUAUUGCCAAUUGCCAGUAGUGAAAGAGACACGAAAAAUUUAGGGGAUUAUGAUCGGAAGUUACAAAACAAAAGUGACAGUGACUGAUAAACUAUUUCCGAUACUAAACUUGCACAUUUAUGUAAAUGUAAAAUUUAACGGAGUAUAUUGUAAUAAUUUAGUGAAUGAAUAAUAACUCCAAAUAUAAAAUGUUCUUAUUAAUUUAGUCUUCACUUAAAUUAUAUUUCGUGAUUCUUACAGACUAUUUUCGAUAUGCAACUUUACCAUAAAUGUAAAUUUUUACGAAAUACAAUGUAAGGAAUGAUCAAAUUAAUAAAAACACCAUUUAAACACAGCAGUGCUUUUUGUAAAAUUUUUCACACGUGGAUCCGCGCGGAUAUAUGUACGAGUAUAUCGGAACCGAGCGGAUUCACAACGGAUCGACGCGUCAACAUUUUACAGAUUGGCACUGCUGGUUCUUAUUCAUUUGAUCAAUAGUUAUUAUAAAAAAAGUGAACCAAAGUAGAAUAUUAUUCUCAUACAGCUUAUUUUUUCUAGUUUCACUCGCAGUUUACGUAUGCUAAAAUGAUUUUAAAGGAUUAAAAAUAUUAGAAAUAUUGUUUAAAGACACCUUGUAAUUGUUGGAACAGAUAUCUCGUAUUUUAAACUGUUCUUACUUAAAUGUUAUAUGAACAAUUGUAUAUAUUAUGCGUUAAGGUGUAAAUAUAAUAAAUAGUAACCAAUAAAAAAAUGUUUUUAUGUACACCCUUUAAUCUCAACGUGUUGCUAUACAAUAUAACAAGGAUAAUUUAACAACAAACUAAUUUGGCUUCCCUUUGAAAAGAACCCACAAUAUAUUUUGGAAUUAAGGGCAUAUUAAUUAUUAUAAUAAUAAAAUUUGUUCGUCCGUUAUCUUAAUAGGUAUAUCGAUUUUAUUAUGACACCGACUGGUUAUAAAUGUUUACCACCGUAUUCCAAAACGUGGACUAAAAUUAGUCUUGGUUUAAACCUAAUGUUGCCUCAGUCUUCUUUUUAGCAAACAAAAGUGACAGCACAAGUUUUAGGCCAAGUUUAACUUUAGUCUAAGUUUUGUAAUAAGGCGAUCUGAGUUUCAUGAAUUGUUAUCCAACAAUUCUUUUGGCUAAGUACCAAAUAUUUUAUUUUAUCGACUUUUAACAAAUAAUUGAAAUCCCAGCCUUACGGAAUCCUUGUACCAUGCCCCAGUCCUUAAGUUGUCAUUUGUUUCUUGUUUGUUCCAUUCAUUCACUCGUUCAGAUAGAUAAGUACUCCACUAAAAGGAGUUUUACAAAUACUGUGUUUCGAUGUGAAUAACAUUUUUAUUUUUGUAAACUAAGGACGACAGUUCCACCUUUAUGGUUGCACAGCCUGUCUGUCACAUCAGAUCCACGAUUACUUCAUGUCCUAAGCCUCAUUAAGUUGUCGAGGUACAACUUUCCUGUUAAUCUUGAAGUAUAGAAAUUCUGCACCCCACAAACAUACUGUGAUUAGCGUGAAAACGUUUAAUACCACAAUUGGUAUUCCGUAGGAACCUGAAGAUUCACGAAUACGACCUGAAAAAUGAAGAUGUUUUAUUAAUUAGAUAAGUUUGUGGUGACAUUAAUAUCACUAUGGAGGGUUAGGGCGGUUUCGCCCAUUUUAAGGACAAACCCGUGAUUUUAAAGUAUAUAUCUUGGCCCUCCUCGGGUUCUACAUCUUUCCUCCUCCUACAUCCUUAUCCUAAUUGAUUCCUCCUACUUGCUUCUUAACACUUAAACAUAUGUUAGAAUGGUCUACAACGACCUUAUCACACUAUCACACUAAUAAUAUUAUAAAGGUGAAAGUUUGUGAGUGUGUAUGUUUGUUACUUCUUCACGUCUAAACGGCUGGAGCGUUUUUAAUAAAAUUUGGUAUGGAGUUAGC